Oncorhynchus gorbuscha (pink salmon) is the source of this 1869-nucleotide messenger RNA. Its product is annotated as tripartite motif-containing protein 16-like. The transcript has 6 exons. NCBI's taxonomy places the organism in Eukaryota, Metazoa, Chordata, Actinopteri, Salmoniformes, Salmonidae. The record is from RefSeq and is a predicted model, not a curated record. Bases 63 to 1721 code for a protein of 552 amino acids. Gene Ontology annotation, molecular function: protein binding; zinc ion binding.
CUCUCCUGAGAAAACAAAGCUGAUCGGAGUAUCUGUCUGUGUGAGAGUGAACAACAGUCCAAAUGGCUCAGCAAGGAGUUCUCCUGGAUCAGGACCAGUUCUGUUGUUCUGUCUGUCUGGAUCUACUGAAGGAGCCAGUCACUACUGCCUGUGGACACAGUUACUGUUGGAGGUGUAUUGAGGACUGCUGGGAUAAGAAUGUUCUGAAAGGGGUCUAUAGCUGUCCCCAGUGCAGACAGACCUUCACUCCAAGACCUACUCUGAGGAAAAAUAACAUGUUGGCUGAGGUAGUUGAGAAACUGAAGAAGACAGUACUCCAGGCUGCUACCCCUCCUACUCUGUGCUACGCUGGACCUGGAGAUGUGGCGUGUGAUUUCUGCACUGGGACCAGAAAGCAGAAAGCCCUCAUGUCCUGUCUGGCGUGUUUGGCCUCUUACUGUGAGACUCACCUCCAACCUCACUAUGAAGUUCCUGCCUUUAAGAAGCACAAAUUGAUUAAAGCCACAGCUCGACUACAGGAGAAGAUCUGCUCUCAUCAUGACAAACUGCUGGAGUUUUACUGUCGUACACAUCAGCAGUGUAUCUGUAUGCUGUGUGUGAUGGAUGUACAUAAAGGCCAUGAUACAGUGUCAGCUGCAGCAGAGAGAACUGAGAAACAGAAGCAACUGGGGAUGAGUCAGCAGAAGGUCCAGCAGAGAGUCCAGAAGAGAGAGAAGGAGUUGAAGGAGCUCCAACAGGCUGUGGAGUCUCUCAAGCACUCUGCACAGGCAGCAGUGGAGGACACUGAGAAGAUCUUUACUCAGCUGAUCCGCUCCAUUGAGAGAAGAUGCUCCGAAGUGAAGGAGCUGAUCAGAGCCCAAGAGAAGGCUCAAGCGAGUCAAGCUGAAGGACUUCUGGAGCAACUGAAGCAGGAGAUAGCUGAGCUGAGGAAGAGAAACGCUGUGUGUGACCAGCUCUCACACACAGAGGACCACAUCCAUUUCCUGCAGAGUUAUCAGUCUCUCUCCAGUCCCAGUGUUUCUUCAGACUUACCCAGCAUCACUGUCCGUCCUCUUCAGUACUUUGGAUAUGUGAGUAAGACUGUGUCUGAGCUGAGAGAGAAACUAGAAUACUUCCUUAAAAGAGAAUGGACCAAGAUCUCAACUACAGUGGAUGUUUUGCCUACAGAGCCCAAGAACAGAGAACAGUUCUUACAAUAUUCCUGUCAGCUCACACUGGACCCAAACACAGCAUGUGAAGAACUCUUUCUGACUGAAGGGAAGAGAAAGGUCACCUUUACAGAUCAAGCCCAAUCAUAUCCUAACCAUCCAGACAGAUUCACCAACUACUACCAGGUUCUGUGUAGAGAGGGUCUGUCUGGAUGCUGUUACUGGGAGGUGGAGUGGAGUGGGCACUGGGUUCAUACAGCAGUCUCAUAUAAAGACAUCAGCAGAACAAGGGCAGGUCAUGCAUUCGGAUCCAAUGACAAGUCCUGGAGUUUAGGGUGCUCUACGGGUGGUUAUCGUUUCAUACACAAUAAUGUUGUGACCAAUGUACCGGGCCCUUGGUCCUCCAGAGUGGGAGUGUACCUGGAUCACAAGGCAGGUACUCUGUCCUUCUACAGCAUCUCUGACACAAUGACCCUCCUCCACAAAGUCCACACCACAUUUCCUCAGCCCCUCUAUCCUGGGUUUCGUCUCUAUGGAGCUAAUGAUACUGCUGAACUGUGUAAACUGUGGUAGGGGCCCACAUAGAUACUAGUCAUGCUGGUGGUGACAGUCCCCAUAUGUGAUGCUUCAUUCGGCUUAGUUCUUUUUCUGCAGUUACUUCAUCGGACUGAUUAGAUCUUCAGAGAUGUAAUUAAUAAAAAUGUAAUGUAUUUAUAUUCUA